Fonsecaea nubica is the source of this 1992-nucleotide messenger RNA. RefSeq lists its product as hypothetical. Gene Ontology annotation, molecular function: transmembrane transporter activity. NCBI's taxonomy places the organism in Eukaryota, Fungi, Ascomycota, Eurotiomycetes, Chaetothyriales, Herpotrichiellaceae. The record is from RefSeq and is a predicted model, not a curated record. The coding region runs from base 1 to 1992 and encodes 663 amino acids. Gene Ontology annotation, biological process: transmembrane transport. The transcript has 4 exons.
AUGUCGAGAGGCUCCUUUGAUACGGAUCAGCAUGGCCCCCAGGUCCAAGCAUCGUUAGGAGACAAGAGCCUUUCAUCUGGGUCUCAUAAACACCAAGACAUACAAAGCGUUAUUCCAUGCGCCGAGACGCGGCUAUCACCGUCGCAAAGUGAAGCAUCCGACUCCAAUGACCAUGGCCCCCUCGAGAGGAUACCCACCACUCGAGAUGAGCUACCAGAUACCGUCCAGGUCGAAAGAACCGUCACCGAUACUGCUGGUGGACCAGUCCAUUCGGUCUUUACAAAGAAUCAAAAACUAUUCAUAGUGUUUAUGGCGUCGUGGGCUGGAUUCUUUUCUCCUGUAUCCGGACAGAUCUAUUUCCCAGCUCUGAAUGCAUUAGCGAAAGAUUUGCAUGUUUCCGAUUCAUUGAUUAACUUGACUCUGACCUCUUACAUGAUCUUCCAAGGCCUCGCCCCUACAUUUGUUGGAGAUCUCGCUGAUGCUGCUGGUCGGCGUCCCGCGUAUGCCGUUUGUUUUACUAUAUACAUUCUCGCCAACAUUGGCCUUGCACUUCAGAACAGUUAUGCGGCGCUGUUUGUCUUGCGCUGUUUCCAGAGCACUGGUUCUAGCGCCACAAUUGCUAUGUGUAGCGCUGUUGUGUCCGAUGUUGCCACUGCGGCAGAAAGAGGCAGAUAUAUGGGAUUUACUCUUGCGGGAUCUCUGCUUGGUCCAGCUAUAGGUCCCGUCAUUGGAGGUGUGCUCGCUGAAUUUCUGGGGUGGAGGGCCAUCUUCUGGUUUUUGAUGAUUAUGGGCUCUGCGUUCAUGGUCGUUUUCGCAAUCUUCUUUCCCGAGACAGCUCGCACUCAGGUUGGCAACGGGUCAAUCCCACCAAAAGGCUGGAAUAUGUCUCUGAUGAAUUACCUGGCAAUCCGCAAAGCUCGGAAGCUGCGUCCUCAGGACCAGAUGUCGGUGAAAGACGAACAGCCUCAAAACGAGACGCGGAGGAAGAAGAAGUUUCGUUUCCCCAACCCGCUGCGAUCUCUUUACAUCAUCAUGGACAAGGAAAACGCACUGCUUCUCUUCUACAACGCGUUCUUGUUUGCAGCUUUUUACGACGUCACAGCGUCCUUACCAUCGCAGCUCCAGGCGAUAUUUGGCUUCAACGAACUCCAGAUCGGCUUGUGCUUUAUUCCUUUCGGCUGUGGAUCCCUCUGUGCUGCCCUCACAAAUGGACAACUAUUGGACCGUAAUUUCGCCCGUUGGUGCAAGAAACUUGGAGUGAAGAUCCGGAAGGGGCGAAACCAGGACCUCAGCCAUUUUCCGAUUGAAAAGGUGAGGUUGCAGGUUGCCAUUCCUGCCGUUUACUUCACGUCAGUGUUGGUGCUUGCGUUUGGCUGGAUCUUGGAUGUCAAUGGGCCACUCCCGGCACUGCUCGUCGUCCUCUUCUUCACGAGUUUCAGCAUGUCGAUCGCGUUCAACGUGACCAGCACGCUCUUGGUUGAUUUCUAUCCUAAAGCGCCUGCCACGGCAACGGCAGCGAACAACCUAACGAGGUGCGGCCUGGGUGCAGGCGCCACGGCUGCCGUGAUACCCAUGAUUAAUGCCUGGGGGAGAGGCUGGACCUUUACCUUUUUGAGUUUGGGUCUAAUUGCGACGUCGCCGAUGCUUUGGGUGGUGUAUUUCCGGGGCAUGAAAUGGAGAGACGAGAGGAGAGAACGAGAGACUCGGGCGCGGGAGCUGAAAGAGGCAAAGUCAGCCCGGGAAAACUCUGGUGAGAAUGGAUGUGUCGUGCAAGACGAAAAGCCGCCCCUUGAAGAGGGACCUAUGGUGGACACGGCGGCCGUGACUGGGAAGGAUCAAGACAGGGAACGCCGCUAUCACGAGUCAUCCAAGGACAUGGCCAAAGUAAAGGGGAUGGAUAAGGGACAGGACAAGGAUAUUGACGAUGUUAUGAGUCGCGAAGACCAGGAUGUAACGCUAUCAAGAUCCUUUUCGUAUGAGUCUGGGUAUUGA